GUGACGUCACGCCGAGGACAUGAGUAAUAAGAGUAAUCCAUAGCCGACUCUUCUGACUGGUUAUUGUGACAGUUAAGUUAAAUCUGCUCGAAACUCGGUUAUAUUUUCAAGAUUUCCAAGCAAUUAGCGUUUUUUAACUUCGUACGAUACGCCGGAGAUGUUUUAGUUUAAGUUCUGAGUCGUUUAAAUGCAACGUUUUUAUGGUUAUAAUCAGCAUUUGUGUGAUCCACUUUCUACCUAUUCUUUAUAAGAUACAAUAAUGAUAAAAAUGGAAACGGAUAAAGUCAUAGGAGAUACAAACAGUAACUCGCAGUAUCCCAUGACAAUACUGUAUGACCCCGCUCGGAAAAAGGAACCUUCAGCUACAUUCAACACCGAACGAGACACCUGUAUAAAAUAUUUCGAAAAAUGGAGCGAAACCGAUCAAGUGGAAUUCGUCGAAAACCUUUUGGCUCGAAUGUGCCAUUAUCAACACGGUCACAUCAAUUCGUAUUUAAAACCAAUGCUACAAAGAGAUUUUAUAUCUUUAUUACCAAAAAAAGGUUUGGACCAUGUAGCAGAAAACAUCUUGUCAUAUUUAGACGCGGAAAGUUUAUGCGCAGCUGAAUUGGUGUGUAAAGAAUGGUUUCGAGUUAUAUCUGAUGGAAUGUUAUGGAAAAAAUUAAUCGAGCGAAAAGUUAGAACAGAUACUUUAUGGAGUGGAUUAGCAGAACGGAGACAUUGGUAUGUCAAAAAAAAAAUUAUAGGUUAAGUUUUAACUGUCACU
Molecule: messenger RNA, 766 nt
Organism: Onthophagus taurus
Lineage: Eukaryota; Metazoa; Arthropoda; Insecta; Coleoptera; Scarabaeidae
Source: RefSeq, a predicted model, not a curated record